GGAAAAAAAAAACGUAUCUAUCUACCCCUGUUCACUUGCAACUAUGUGCUUAGGGUCUGGCAUUCACCCACGUGUCAUUAGGUGUUAAUAACGUUAACAGCGACCCCGUGUAGCCCCUGACUAAUAAAUAACACACUCCCUGGAUCUAGUCUGAGAUCCUCGAGGCACCAUCUUAGCAAAUACUUCCUGUCGGCUUCAGCUUUCCUGUUGCUCUCAAUCUUAUGCAUCACACUUGUGGCAUGACUCUGUUGUAAUGAACUCCCAGUAAGACGAGUAAGACGAUCACAUGUGUAGCCCAUUAUCUUCAUCUUGAUCUGUUAUUGAUCUAAAAUCACGUUUUGUGUGGCAAACCAAGCUUAACCAAGUAAAAAUCAAUUUUUUGUUAUAUUGCCUUUAGUAUGUUGUUAGUUUUAAUGCAUUCAUUUGACAGUUAUACUUCAUUAACCCAUCCUCUUGCCAUUAUUAGCGGUCCCACGCCCAAAAUUCAUCCAUCCUGACGUUUCUUGAACAUCAUUUUCCGACCAUCAGAGCAAUCUUGUUUAGGCUCCUUCAUCAUGGAUGUCACAUUUUCCUGGUGCACAGAACAAUGUGCCCUGUGAAAGAAAGUUUAGGAACAAUGAAUCAGGAUAGGUUAAUAUUUUUUGUCCGUAAUUUAUUAAUCGAAAUAAAUCCCAGCCCUAAUACCAGUACAGGUCGCCCACGAUGCUGCUUUAACCUCAGCCGUCCUUUCAGAUGUCAUACUGUUCUGUUUGUUACAGUUUUAAAAGUGACUUAUGAAACAUGUGGUUGUCAUAGCAACUGUCAUUGUGACUCAUUGUUGGUCAAGUGUUGAACUCCUCACCUCCUCUAUCCUAUUUCAAACUUGAAAGUGUCGCUAGCUUUCUCAUUCUUCAUGGCGCUCCUCCUAAAUUCAACCUGACAUUAAGGAAUAAAAGAACUCAGCCUCCACCCCAUGGUUGGGCCUUUUCUUUAAACAGAGUGGUAGGCUCAAGGCUUCUUGGUCACACAACAUCACAAGCAUUAGCACGUCUAUGCUAAGGUUUCAAUUAAGGAAAUGAAAAGGAUCACAUCGCAGAAGCUACUCAUAGCUUUGUAUUUGGAAUAUUAGACACAGCCACAUGACAAAACAUCACCAGACCACCCACUUAUUGAAAACUCAGAAAUGGAUCACAUGCUCAGCUGCUGCAGUUUGUUCGAGGUGAAGAACAAUAGUUGAAAGUAGCAACAGAUGUCUUUUUUUUUCAACUGAAACCUUAAAGUUUGAUAGAUAAAUGGAAAACAAUGGCAAUUGCAGACUUCCAAAUGCUCUUACUGAGAACCCAGUUUCUUAUUAAAACAACAAAGAAAAAUAAAAUCAUCAUCCAAAAACUGAUAGUUGGGAUUUCACAUCAUUGUGGAUGGGUCUUUGUUUUUGCAGUGUACAGCCUCCUAUACAUAGAACCAAGAGGAUGUUGAUUUUGUGAUGAGUAAUGCCCUUCCAGGAACUGCUGACUCACACAUUGGUCACUACUUGAGUUUUGAUAAUGCUGACUCACCCAGGUGUCAGGAUAAAACAGGAUAAAAAGAUACUCGCCUUAUAGUGUUCAUCUGAACGUAUAUGAAUUCUCAGCUCUCCCCAAACGAAGGUCAGGUCAUGGCACGAUGCUGCAAGCUGCUUUUAAUUAGUGUUCACCUUUUGACGAGGGGGGAUCCUGUUGUUUCUAAAUACACCUAACCCAGCGUGUUAAUUUGGGAGUGUUCAAAAUACUUUCCUUCCUCUGCCAACCUCAGACCACAUGCAGAUGCCGGUACAGUUCACACAACCUGUGUUUAUCAGCCGAACCGCACACACGCAGCUAAUGCCUCAUUAGUAUGUUAUGAGUCAUUUAGGCAGAGAUUAUGUGGUCUGUGCAUCGAGGGAGUGACUUCAGGCCAAAAGCUGAACAGCCUCUGUCAAGUUUAAAUGAAACAGCUUUCAAAUUAACAUCCUUCCAAGCACUUAAAAUAACAAAAUAGAGAAUUCCCAUCGUGUGUAUGCGCGUCUCCACGACUACGUUUAGGGAAGCAGACUUGGACCCAAGUGGAACAAUUGGCUUUGAGACACAAAGGUCCCGUUUUUAUGGUGAAUAAUGGCUGACAUCACUAAUCCCCGCGGCCACCCGGGAGAGACACUCUAUCAGAUCUGACCUUUCGACUCUGACCUUUUUGUUGGCGUCCAGAUCUGAUAGAAUAAUGUCACAGGUGAGGGUCGACACACAUGAGCGCCCAAUUGUUCACGACUAACUCCCAUUAUGUAAUUUGGAUUAUUCUAUUCAAGUCAAACACUUUUUUUUGGUGUUGGCUCUGGCCAUGUUUACUACCUUGCAUUGAUUCUGAACAGCAGCAGGUCUGUGCUGCUCUGCCGGUCUCGUGCGCUCUUAUCACCACCGUUCUGGUCCUGAUGUAGCCACACACACUCAACAUCUCCCCCACCUGUUAUAUUUAGCACCAUGGUUCAUUAGCACUUUACACUCAGUUGAGAAUGUGCGGUGCGGCAAAGGGGAAAAUGUUGCUGCCCACAGUACAUAAACAAAUAUGUCUCCGCAGCGUUCCUUGCCCUCAUUCACUUUCCUCCCUCUCAGACCUCAAUCCAUUGUUUUCUCAGGCUGUUAAAAUUCCUGGACUGUGACUUCUUCCUCUCUCCAUACCGUCUAUUCCCCAUCCCCUUCCAUAUCCUGUCAUAGUUGAGUCGUCUUGUUUGUUUCUUUUGUCUGCUUCACGAUGGUUGAAUGAACUUUCCUCUGAAAGUGUGCGGAGAAGAGAUGUGUGUGUGCGUGCCAGCUGAUGGAACCACACGCUACCUUUUACUGUAACAAGAACCAGACAGGGAUCCGGCUAAACAAAGUGGGCGCACUUCAAUUCCUGCUGCCGCAAAAAGCUUCUCACCCCCUCCCUCGGUGCUCCUCCCCGACUCCUCUUUAUACUUACACACACACACACACCUUCCAACCACAGAGCUGAGGAAACACAGUCCCCCGGGAUGGAGGAGGGGUCAGGAGGAGGGGAGACGUGAGUGCCCCCUCCCUUCCGAGCCCUCCCAGUGAAAUUACUGGAGCCGGGGAAACCUAACUUUACACACUUUCUCCAACACACAUGCCUGCAGAUGGUGAACACCCACCAGCUCAAAACAUUUUGUUCCCCUACGCCAGGGAGGAUUUAAGAUACACACACGCUGUGGAGUUAAUCUUGAGGGGGGGAAACUCUCUAACCCAGUCGGUUUGGCCUCAUAAGAGCUGAUCGUUCUCAAAUGAACAGUGGGACAAAGAAAAAAGGAGCCAGGAAAAGGAAAAACAGCCGGCAUUUUCUGAAAGUCACUGGCUUUCCAGUGUGAGAGCAUCAAGGAGACUGAUCUGCUGUGGAUUUGGUCAAAGCACCUGGAUUCUUUUAUAUACCGUCGGUGUUUCAAUGGCGCCAACUGGAGAACCUCUACUUCAGAGAGAAGAAGUUUUCCGUGGAAGUUCAUGACCCGAGAAGUAGGGCGUCGGUGACAAGGAGGACGUUUGGCCACAGUGGCAUCGCAGUGCACACCUGGUACGCCUGUCCUGCUCUCAUCAAAUCAAUAUGGGCCAUGGCCAUCAGCCAGCAUCAGUUUUAUCUGGACCGGAAGCAGAGCAAGUCUAAGAUCCAUGCAGCGCGGAGUUUGAGUGAAAUUGCCAUCGACUUGACGGAAACGGGAACUUUGAAGACGUCCAAACUGGCCAACAUGGGCAGCAAAGGGAAGAUUAUCAGCGGUAGCAGUGGAAGUCUGCUGUCCUCAGGCUCUCAGGAAUCAGACAGCUCGCAAACGGCAAAGAAGGACAUGCUGGCAGCUCUGAGAGCCCGGCAGGAAGCUCUGGAGGAAACGCUACGACAGAGAUUAGAAGAGCUCAAGAGCAUCUGCAUCAGAGAAGCGGAAUUAACCGGAAAGCUUCCCAAAGAAUACCCACUGGACCCGGGAGAGGAGCCGCCCACAGUGAGACGGAAGAUCGGCACAGCCUUCAAACUGGAUGAGCAGAAAAUUCUUCCCAAGGGAGAGGAAGAGGAGCUGGAGCGUUUGGAGCGUGAGUUCGCCAUUCAGUCCCAAAUAACAGAGGCAGCCAGGCGUCUUGCCAGCGACCCACACGUCAGCAGCAAGAAGCUGAAGAAACAGAGGAAGACUUCCUACCUGAACGCACUGAAGAAGCUCCAAGAAAUUGAAAACUCCAUCAAUGAGUACCGAGUCCGCUCCGGCAAAAAGCCAACGCAGAGGGCAUCGCUUAUUAUAGAAGAAGCCAAUAUUGGCUCUGAAGACAGCUCAUUAUCGGAUGCCCUGGUCCUGGACGAUGAUGAUCCACAAAAUACAGGCACGCCAACCUUCUCUCCAAUAGCAUCCCCUCACAAAGGCCUCCCUCCUCGGCCACCCUCUCACAGUCGCCCCCCUCCACCACAGUCCCUGGAUGGCCUGCGGCACCUGCACUACUCUCGUUCCGAAUACGAUAAAUCCCCCAUUAAGCCCAAGAUGUGGAGUGAGUCCUCACUAGAUGAACCGUAUGAGAAAGUGAAGAAGCGGUCCUCUCACUCCAGUCACCGGCGAUUCCCAAGCUCUGGCAGUGCAGACGCUGGCGGGAGUAACUCACUUCAGAGCAGCCCCAUCCGAAGCCUCCCUCACUGGAGUUCCCAGUCCAGCAUGCCGUCGACCCCUGACAUGAGGACAAGGACUCCUCACUACGUGCAUUCCACAAGGUCAGUUGACAUCAGUCCCACACGUCUGCACAGCCUCGCUCAGCACUUUAGAAACCGCAGCUCCAGCCUCGAGUCUCAGGGCAAACUCUUGGCGUCCGACCCAGACACGCAACCGCACAACCUCGGCACACUGGGCAGCCCUGACUUCUUCUUGGGUCCACCACGUAGCUCUAAUGGGUCUGACCCCUUGGACGACUGCUCCUCCUGCACCAGCCACAGCAGCUCGGAGCAUUAUUACCCCUCUGGCGGGCCGUUGGCCCCUGGCAGCAACCACAACUACUCCACCCUGGGAGAGGACUCGCCCUCGAAGGCUCGGCAGAGGCAGCGGCAAAGGCACAGGUCUGCCGGUCACCUGGGGUCAUCAAACUCAGGGUCAAUGCCAAAUCUGGCAGCUAAAAACGGCUCAGUCGGCGGUUCAGGAGGAGGCGGAAUAGGAAGUGGACAUCACGGCGUAUACCUUCACAGCCAGAGCCAACCCUCAUCCCAAUAUCGCAUCAAGGAGUACCCUCUCUACGUGGAGGGUAGCCCUAACCCGGUCGUGGUGCGAAGCCUUGAGAGUGACCAGGAAGGACACUACAGCGUCAAGGCCCAGUUCAAGACCUCCAGCUCCUACACAGCUGGAGGACUUUACAAAGAAGCUUGGGGAGGUGAGGAAGGAGGAGAAGGCAGCGGCAGAAUGACGCCGUCUCGCUCUCAAAUCGUACGGACUCCAUCAUUGGGGCGCGAGGGAGGCGGAGGUGGGGGCAGGGCGGCUGUGUCUGAAGAGCUGCGCUGCUGGUACCAGAGGUCGUCUGGGAGCCUGAAGGAGAGAAGUCACUCACACUCGGGAUCCACCUCCUCUGAGACGGGGUCACAGCAAGGAACUUUGGGACACGGUCGGGGGAGCAGAGUGGGAACACUUGCCAAGGGCUCACCAGUGGCAUCUCCGCACAGUCAGAGGAGUAUGACGCCCUCUAGUGAACAGGCAGCCACACCUACGCCCCCCUGCAGCCCGCAACACAUCCUCAACUGGCAGAGCGGGUCUUUCAACGACAGCUGUUUUCUCAGCGGCUCCUUGUGCUCUGAGCUGGCAGAUGUGCAGUGGUACGGACACGACAAGGCCAAACCGGGAACCCUGGUCUGAGACCGUCAACGGGGCCCCCCAAAAAAAACGUCCUUGACCACCCUACUCCCUCCUUCCUCUCCCACCACCACUCACAACUUUCCAUCGACAACCUGCAACCUCAUCCCGAACACCGCCACUCCUCCUCCACGUCCCCCCUCACUCCGCUCAGCUGGACACAGACUCUUGUCGGGCUCUGAUGAGGGCUGACCUCACAAACUCAAAAAGUGCCAAGUCAGCUGUUGAACUUUGCCCAGCGGCACCACAGAGCCCCUUCUUCUUCACUCGCCUCCACAUCAGCACACAAAAGGGUCACAGAUGGAACCAGAGUGAUGGGGAACCAGAUGUUAGAACUAAAUCAAACCCUUCAUGUCACGACGACAACCACCUCUAUUUCCACCACCUGCUGGAUUUGAGCCGCCAGUUUAAAACGUCACUCAAAGGGCAACUUAGACUGUGAUGAACUUCUGAAAGUUAAUGUUGUCGUUUUUUUUCGGUUUUCUCUAAAUAUUUAAACAUAAAAAACAUUAUCCCCCCCCCCAAAAAAAAUCAGGCAUAGAAACACAAAUGUUUCUCUCUGUUAAACCCACAACCAAAGACAAAACACUGGCGAGUUUUGGAUGAGAAGCAAUAACGUUACACUUACAACCAUUGAUUCGGAAUCAUGUUUAAGGAAGGGAUCACAGAUCAGUUGUGGUGUCUCUGAUGAGAAAACUCCUGGAGGACAGGAAUGUUCUCGAUGCUGACCAUGGUUUAGCUCCAUGAUCUUUGUGUUAGUGUCGACCUGACCCCCACUAGCAUGAGUCAGCUAGGAGCUAGUUUGCUCAACACACACCAGUUGUACCAUUUAAUUAUGACCUGCUUCCAAAGUAAGCAACUGAACACCAUCAUCAUGUCUCCAGUUACAUGAAAAGGAAUUAUCAUCACCGUCACUCCCUGUUUGUCAUCGAAUCACGAAUGACUGGUCAAAAUAUGUUGCUAGGUUAGACUGAAAAAUAAGACUUCAUGUCCCCUCAUUCGUACUGUUCAAGCUUCCCUUGAGAAAGAUGGGCUGUAUUGUCACCAACUUCAUAAGAAGUCGAAAAGAAGUCCAUUGACGCAUAAACAGUGUUGACAAUGGAGGAACAACCUGUGCAUGUUUAUUUGGCCAAUUGUCGAGUUAAAGGUCAAGGUCCUUCCUAACCUCACCUUCUCGCCAAACAGCUUUUUCACUUUUAUUUCGGGUGAUAUAGUGCCAAAAUAACAUGGUGCUUCCCUUCCAUGCCAUGUGGAUAGUUAUCCAUCCUGAGGAAUCAUUUGAAAAGCACAACAGGAACGUCGUCGGCCAGGGCUGCGAUUCACAUUGAUGCAAGUUAUUUAAUCUCUAUGACACAAUCACAGAAGAGAGUAGCGUCUCUAAAUGGAGCCAUGCCCCCCCCCUUAAAAAAGAAAGCCAGGAGAGGGUUAGAAAAGCACACGAGAUGUUUCGCUGCCUCACAAUCAAACCAACCUUGCACAAAAUUCUGUAGUUUCCGAAAAGACGCCUGACCUUGGGAGGGAAGCUGUAGCAUUUUUCAUUUACGGUCAAGUCCACCUCCUGCAUGGCCAAAAUAACAAGACGCCUCGGUUCUGUCUCGACCCCAUGCAUGUCCAGUGACGGAUUACAACCACCGAGCAUUUUUUCUCACAGUCGCACGUCUCGCUACGUAGUGUAACCUUGUCCCCUGAAUUUUAAUCUUGUGGAACGUUCGGACCUCUGAGCCUCAAUGUGAUGAAGUGUGACCCCGCCCCCGCGCCCCCCUCUCUGCAUUUCUAACACCAGACUCCCUCUUCUCCAUAGAAGUUUAUGAAGCUGUUUUAUAUAAUUAAUCCAAGAACUUUUAUCAGCCUUCUCCUGUACGUUCGCAGGACCACUGUGGGUUUUUUUGGUGUUUUCAACAUUCACAUACACUUUUAACAACGCUCCUUUUUAUAUAAGCCAGCCUUUCCAUCGUAAUAACCUUUCCAGGUGCUACCAAAUGACCAGUGACUGCUUUUUCCACAUAGAAUAUCGUCAUUGUCAUCAUCCAGAUGUGCAAAUGAAGCCCCCCUCCCCCGCCCCCCGCCUCCCACAGCCCCCCUCGACCAAAUGAUAGAGCAUGUAACUUGAUUUCUAUCGGUUCUGUUCAACUGUAACAAUACAAUAACGUGUUGUAGGUUAAAAAUGUGGAGUUGAAUUGAGGAAAAAAAUAACUUAAUUCCACAGUUAAUUUAUUCUUUUUUCUAAUAAAAAUUUGUAUAGUAACUUUACAUUUUUCAAAACUGUGUUGUUGGAAACCGAUGAUAAAUUUUUCAGAGACGCUGUGGUGGUUCUUGAGAUUAAGGAAAAUAAAUUAUUAAUGAAUGUU
Synchiropus splendidus (mandarinfish) is the source of this 8187-nucleotide messenger RNA. It is a transcript of the gene frmd4a, whose product is annotated as FERM domain containing 4A. NCBI's taxonomy places the organism in Eukaryota, Metazoa, Chordata, Actinopteri, Syngnathiformes, Callionymidae. The record is from RefSeq and is a predicted model, not a curated record. The transcript is spliced from 14 exons. The coding region runs from base 3587 to 5842 and encodes 751 amino acids. Gene Ontology annotation, biological process: establishment of epithelial cell polarity. Gene Ontology annotation, cellular component: adherens junction; cytoskeleton; bicellular tight junction.